CAUCCCUUUCUCCAGCUCCACAAUCUUUAUACAAUUUGCUUACACAAAAUAAUCCAGAUUCAGAUGAACCUUUUGUAACUUAUAUCAGAGCAUACAAUCAGGUUCUUGCAUUCACAUCUUUAGGUGUAAACCUUGACAAGGAGCUUGCAAAUGCUAAAAAAGGAGUUUACACAUUUAGGAUUCAAGGAGCAUUAUAUCAUCAGAUUGGUG
Messenger RNA from Funneliformis geosporum, 210 nucleotides. The record is from the annotation of a GenBank genome assembly. Lineage: Eukaryota; Fungi; Glomeromycota; Glomeromycetes; Glomerales; Glomeraceae.